UCCAGCUAGUCGUAGAAAGGGUCGCAGUCAACGGGCAUCCAGAUUCAAGAACACGAUCUGAAUCACGGACGAGAAGAUGUCGGAAUCAAUGGAAGGAUCAGAUGAGAAACCAGCUCGGACCGUGAAAAACCGGCGGGAAAAAGAGGCCGCAAGUAGCACUAGCAGUGGACUCAUACCCUCAAGUCAAGCUAUGAUGGUCAUACCCUCACGUCAAGCCAUGAUGGACUCAUUAGUGUCUCGAAACUUUGAGCGAAAGAAUUUUGAUCUAGAUAUGGAAAUGGAACCACAACUACAACUAGAAGAAGAUCAUUUUGAUUGGACAUCAUCAUCAUUUUCUCUAUGCGAACCACAACUACAAAGUUAUGAUCAAAAUCCUGUGAAUUGGCCUCCAUUUCCUAUUAUUGAACCACAAGAAACUCAUCUAGAUCCAUUAGAUUGGGCACUCUCUUUUGAUCCGGAGCCACGGCAGCAAAUUCUUAAACACCCUAGUUAUGGGACUCCAGUUCAUGUUCCUGUUGUCAAGCCCCAACUACAAGUAGGUGAACGUCGUACUGUUUGGACUCCGGAGCUUCAUGAAAGAUUUGUGGAGGCUGUCAAUUCCCUUGGCGGAUCUGACCGUGGGUGA
Molecule: messenger RNA, 625 nt
Organism: Camelina sativa (false flax)
Lineage: Eukaryota; Viridiplantae; Streptophyta; Magnoliopsida; Brassicales; Brassicaceae
Source: RefSeq, a predicted model, not a curated record